AUGCUGAUACCUCCUCCACUACUGUAAUCUACUCGCGUCUCCUAUCCGCUCUCUGACCUUCAGCCGCUCAGCGCCUAGACUCUCUCCUCCCCCUGAAUGUUCCACAGGCUGUUGCCAGUAACGCCGCCCCACCGCAAUCUCCGUUCUGAAGAAACUUUCGGUCCCCCACUACUCCCCCAUCACCAACCAACAUUACUGCCUCCAGCAAACAAGCUCUGCUCCCUGGCCUCCGAUCGAGCCCCAAUCUCGGCAUAUACUGCAGCGACAGGCACUGCCUUGCUCUUUCUCCUAGAAAACGUGGAUAAUUCCCUCCCUGAUCGGCUAGAAUAGCUCCACUAAGAGGAUCCAUAUCGCAAAACU
Messenger RNA from Hyaloscypha bicolor E, 360 nucleotides. RefSeq lists its product as uncharacterized. NCBI's taxonomy places the organism in Eukaryota, Fungi, Ascomycota, Leotiomycetes, Helotiales, Hyaloscyphaceae. The record is from RefSeq and is a predicted model, not a curated record. Bases 97 to 330 code for a protein of 77 amino acids. The transcript has a single exon.